UUGGAUCUAUGGGGCCCAUGGGGUCGGAUCUAUGGGGCUCACGGGUUUGGAUCUAUGGGGCCACGGGGCCGGAUCUAUGGGGCCCAUGGGGUCAGAUCUAUGGGGCCCAUAGGGUCAGAUCUAUGGGUCCCAUGGGGUCGGAUCUAUGGGGUCCAUAGGGUUGGGGCCCAUAGGGUUGGAUCUGUGGGGCCCAUGGGGUCUGAUCUAUGGGGCCCACGGGGUCGGAUCUAUGGGGCCCAUGGGGUCGGAUCUAUGGGGCCCAGAGGGUUGGACCUAUGGGGUGCAUGGGGUCAGAUCUAUGGGGCCCACGGGGUCGGAUCUAUGGGGCCCAUGGGGUCUGAUCUAUGGGGCCCACAGGGUCGGAUCUAUGGGGUCCAUGGGGUUGGAUCUAUGGGGUGCAUGGGGUCGGAUCUAUGGGGCUCACGGGAUUGGAUCUAUGGGGCCCACAGGGUCAGAUCUAUGGGGCCCAUGGGGUCUGAUCUAUGGGGCCCACAGGGUCGGAUCUAUGGGGCCCAUGGGGUCGGAUCUAUGGGGCCCAUGGGGUCAGAUCUAUGGGGCCCAUGGGGUCGGAUCUAUGGGGCCCACGGGGUCAGAUCUAUGGGGCCCACGGGGUCGGAUCUAUGGGGCCUACGGGUGCCCAUCUAUGGGGCCGAGGACUGGAACGUGUGGGGUGAUUGUUCCCUUCUCUCUUGGUGGGAUCUAUGGGGUCCAUAGGGUUGGAUCUAUGGGGCCGGCAGGUGUCCGUCUGUGGGAUCUGUCAGGUUGGGAUCUGUGGGGUGAGUGGUUGCUGGCACGGAGCUGUGGGGCCGCUUGGGGGUCAUCUGUGGGGUUUUGUAGGGUCGGAUGGGGGGGCUCUGUGGGGUGGCCCUAUAGGGUGGGUUCUGUAGGGUGGCUCUGUAGGGUGGGUUUUGUAGGGUGGCUCUAUGGGGUGGGUUUUGUAGGGUGGCUCUAUGGGGUGGGUUCUGUAGGGUGGCUCUAUGGGGUGGGUUCUGUAGGGUGGCUCUAUGGGGUGGGUUUCGUAGGGUGGUUCUGUAGGGUGGGUUCUGUAGGGCGGCUCUAUGGGGUGGCGGAUUGUUCCCUAUUGUCUUGCUUGGAUCUGUGGGGUCUUGUAGGAUCUAUGGGGUCUUGUGGGAUCUAUGGGGUCUUAUGGGGCCCUGUAGGGCCUAUGGGGUCUUGUAGGGUCUGUGGGACCUAUGGGGUCUUAUGGGGUGUUGUAGGAUCUGUGGGGCCUUGUAGGGCCUAUGGGGUCUUAUGGGGUCUAUGGGGUCUUGCAGGAUCUAUGGGGUGUUGUAGGAUCUGUGGGGUCUUGUAGGAUCUGUGGGGUCUUGUAGGGUC
Messenger RNA from Phasianus colchicus (ring-necked pheasant), 1335 nucleotides. The record is from RefSeq and is a predicted model, not a curated record. Lineage: Eukaryota; Metazoa; Chordata; Aves; Galliformes; Phasianidae.